AUUUCAGGGGCAGCUCCGGUUCCCUCCCCACCCCCUGCUCCUAUUCCUUCUCCUGACCCUUUUUCUCUUGGCUCUGUCGGCAGUUUCUCCAGGACCCAGCAGUGUCCUCUGUCCACUGCGCUGGGUUGUCCCCCACCCCACCCCCAUCUUGAGCCCCUUACCUCAGGAUUCAGGACUCAGAGGCCCCUCCCCACCCCAACUAACCUCCUCUGGACCAGGAGAGCUUACCCAGAGCCCACUACUUCCAUGAGCACCACAGACAGGAUGGGGGCCAGAGUGGUGCCGUGUCUGCGGCUGGCACUGCUGCUACUGCUGGUGCUAGGGACACCCCAGUCUGGGGUGCAGGGGGAGGAUGGGCUGGACUUCCCUGAGUAUGAUGGUGUGGACCGUGUGGUCAAUGUUAAUGCAAAGAACUACAAGAACAUUUUUAAGAAGUAUGAGGUGCUGGCGCUGCUAUAUCACGAACCCCCUGAGGACGACAAGGCCUCACAAAGGCAGUUUGAGAUGGAGGAGCUGAUCCUAGAGUUAGCAGCCCAAGUACUAGAAGACAAGGGUGUUGGCUUCGGGCUGGUGGACUCUGAGAAGGACGCAGCUGUGGCCAAGAAACUAGGAUUAACUGAACUGGACAGCGUUUAUGUAUUCAAGGGAGAUGAAGUCAUUGAGUAUGAUGGCGAGUUUUCUGCUGACACCCUGGUGGAGUUUCUGCUUGAUGUCCUAGAGGACCCUGUGGAGUUGAUUGAGGGAGAACGAGAGCUGCAGGCCUUUGAGAAUAUCGAAGAUGAGAUCAAACUCAUUGGCUACUUCAAGAACAAAGACUCAGAACAUUUCAAAGCCUAUGAGGAUGCAGCUGAGGAGUUCCAUCCCUACAUCCCCUUCUUCGCCACCUUCGACAGCAAGGUGGCAAAGAAGCUGACCCUGAAGAUGAACGAGAUCGAUUUCUAUGAGGCCUUCAUGGAAGAGCCUGUGACCAUCCCAGACAAGCCCAAUAGUGAAGAGGAGAUUGUCCGUUUCGUGGAGGAGCACAGGAGAUCAACCCUGAGGAAACUGAAGCCUGAGAGUAUGUAUGAGACCUGGGAGGACGAUAUGGAUGGAAUCCACAUUGUUGCCUUUGCAGAGGAAGCUGAUCCUGACGGCUAUGAGUUCUUAGAGAUUCUCAAGUCUGUGGCCCAAGAUAACACUGACAACCCUGAUCUUAGCAUCAUCUGGAUUGACCCUGAUGACUUCCCCCUGCUGGUCCCAUACUGGGAGAAGACAUUUGACAUCGACUUGUCGGCCCCACAAAUAGGAGUCGUCAACGUUACAGACGCGGACAGCAUAUGGAUGGAGAUGGACAAUGAGGAGGACCUGCCUUCAGCCGAGGAACUGGAGGACUGGCUGGAAGAUGUUUUGGAGGGCGAGAUCAACACAGAGGAUGAUGACGAUGAUGAUGAUGACGGUGACUAGUUGCCAUGGCAACCAUCUUCCAGUCCCACCUCCUCAUGCUCCCUCCUGCCUUCUCUAUCCUUCCCUGAGCUCCUCUGGGGACACUAGGGCAUUCUCUGUCACAGGGCCCAUUAGGGUCUAUAUGCAGUGCUGAGACCCAGGUACCCCUCAUCUGAUAAGGAAAGGAGCUACUUUUCCAUAGACAUCAGCCAAGCCCUCUUAUCUGACUUGUAUUUCUUGUCUCCUAAUUUACCAGUGUCUAUUAUUUGUUUCUUCCAUCACUCUCUGCACUCUUUCUCCUGAUUCUCUUCUUGCCAUAUCUACAGGUCCCCUUCUCUCCUAUUCCCUCCACCUAUGCAACCCGUCCCCCACUCUCUCAAAUCCUAUAUCCUGACCGUCUAAUCCCUGGCCAGGAGGAAGGGAGGGUACUGUAUUUGGAGCUGUAUCACAGCAAUCUCUUGUUAAUGUAUUUGGGUCAAAUGAGAGGCCUCAAUAAAGAGAUCUGGGGCAGCAUGA
Molecule: messenger RNA, 1938 nt
Organism: Orycteropus afer afer
Lineage: Eukaryota; Metazoa; Chordata; Mammalia; Tubulidentata; Orycteropodidae
Gene: CASQ1
Product: calsequestrin 1
Biological process (GO): regulation of skeletal muscle contraction by regulation of release of sequestered calcium ion
Cellular component (GO): sarcoplasmic reticulum lumen
Molecular function (GO): calcium ion binding
Source: RefSeq, a predicted model, not a curated record